This is a messenger RNA of Dama dama (fallow deer), 2325 nucleotides long. RefSeq names its product antizyme inhibitor 1-like. The transcript has a single exon. Lineage: Eukaryota; Metazoa; Chordata; Mammalia; Artiodactyla; Cervidae. The record is from RefSeq and is a predicted model, not a curated record. Gene Ontology annotation, cellular component: cytoplasm. Gene Ontology annotation, biological process: positive regulation of polyamine transmembrane transport; negative regulation of protein catabolic process. Bases 400 to 1746 code for a protein of 448 amino acids. Gene Ontology annotation, molecular function: ornithine decarboxylase activator activity; ornithine decarboxylase activity.
UGUUGCACAGCUGGUGUCGGUGCCGCGCUUUUCCCCCCACGUCGUCCCUGCAGCCUACGGCCCAGGCCGCCUUGGGUAUUUCUGCUCAAGGUAACCACAUCCCUCUUUAAAAAUUCCGCCGAAAAAGAGAAGACGCUUUACCCGACUCUUUGGGCCGUUAUCUCACGGCGAACUUUCUGACCAAGUAUACAACCACCCAGAGGGCCUAGGAGAAGUGCUGUAUAGAGGACAGUUCGACUUCAACGCUGAGCCGCCUUGGGAACCUAGCUGAUGAUAGGGGGUUCCAUCUCCUAACUUGUCCAUUUUGUUGCACAUUCUAAGGACCCAGACGUAAGGCUUGGUGGCCCGUCUCUUGUUUUUCCCGGUUUAUGACUUUCGGCUUUGUGGAAUACGGCUGAGAUGAAAGGAUUUACUGACGAUGCAAACUACUCCGCUGGCCUGUUUGAUGAAGGAACAAACCUUGGAAAUGUUAUUGAUAACUAUGUUUAUGAACAUACCCUGACAGGGAAAAAUGCAUUUUUUGUGGGAGAUCUUGGAAAGAUUGUGAAGAAGCACAGUCAGUGGCAGAACAUAGUGGCUCAGAUAAAGCCAUUCUACAUGGUGAAGUGCAACUCCACUCCCGCUGUGCUUGAGAUUUUGGCAGCUCUUGGAACUGGAUUUGCUUGUUCUAGUAAAACUGAAAUGGCUUUAGUGCAAGAAUUGGGUGUAUCUCCAGAAAACAUUAUUUACAUAAGUCCUUGCAAGCAAGUGUCUCAGAUAAAGUAUGCGGCAAAAGUUGGAGUUAAUAUCAUGACAUGUGACAAUGAAGUUGAAUUGAAGAAAAUCGCACGUAACCACCCGAAUGCCAAGGUCUUACUACAUAUUGCAACAGAAGAUAGUAUUGGAGGUGAAGAGGGUAACAUGAAGUUUGGCACUACCCUGAAGAACUGUAGGCAUCUUUUGGAAUGUGCUAAGGAACUUGAUGUCCAAAUUAUUGGAGUUAAAUUUCAUGUUUCAAGUGCUUGCAAAGAAUCUCAAGUAUAUGUACAUGCUCUAUCUGAGGCGCGAUGUGUGUUAGACAUGGCUGGAGAAUUUGGCUUCACAAUGAACAUGUUAGACAUUGGUGGAGGCUUCACAGGAACUGAACUUCAAUUGGAAGAGGUUAAUCAUGUUAUCAGCCCUUUGUUGGAUGUCUACUUUCCUGAAGGAUCUGGCAUCAAGAUAAUUUCUGAACCUGGAAGCUACUUUGUGUCUUCUGCAUUUACACUUGCAGUUAAUAUCGUAGCAAAGAAAGUUGUUGAAAAUGAUAAGUUUUCCUCUGGAGUAGGAAAGACCGGAAGUGAUGAACCAGCCUUCAUGUAUUAUAUGAAUGAUGGUGUUUAUGGUUCUUUUGCAAGUAAACUGUCUGAGGACUUGAAUACCAUUCCAGAGGUUCACAAGAAAUACAAGGCAGAUGAGCCUCUGUUUACAAGCAGCCUUUGGGGUCCAUCCUGUGAUGAGCUUGAUCAAAUUGUGGAAGACUGUCUUCUUCCUGAGCUGAAUGUGGGAGAUUGGCUUAUCUUUGAUAACAUGGGAGCAGAUUCUGUCCAUGAACCAUCUGCUUUCAAUGAUUUUCAGAGGCCAGCUAUUUAUUACAUGAUGUCAUACAGUGAUUGGUAUGAGAUGCAAGAUGCUGGAAUUACUUCAGACACAAUGAUGAGGAACUUCUUCUUUGUGCCUUCUUGCAUUCAGCUGAGCCAAGAAGACAACUUUUCCACUGAAGCUUAAGCAGGCAUUAACGCUUCUGUAGAUCUGAAGUUGCAGGUUAAUAAGCUUGUCUGGUCUACAUUCCAGUGUGGAAAAAAUUUGAACAAUCUUACUCUGUUAAUUCUCUUGGAAACAAAAACUACUAGUAAUAGCUAUUUGGAACCAGACAAAAUCAGCUCUAUAAUUCACUGGGGGUAAUUGGGAGAUUAAGAUAAUGUAUCCAGAUUUAAACCUACCAGUUUGCCCUACCCCUUAAGCGUUUAAAAUAAAAUAUGCAACAAAAUGGAUGACUUAGUGGAGAUGGAAGCCCAUUAAUUGGGUUCCCCAUUAAACCGUUUACAUACAAGUACACAGUUUUUAUACUAAGGAUUCGUGUUAAAAAGUCUUGUAAAGUUAAUGUCUUUCACCCAGAUAUAUCAUAUGUCAGUGGAAGACCGGUGUGACUUCAUUAGAUACGUUUAGUGUAUUUAGAAUGUGUAAAUUUGUGCUUUGAACUGUAGUUUAAUAAAUGUAAAAUUGCAUCAUAGUAUUUGUUGUAUUUGACCUAAUGUAACCCUUGUAUGAUUGCAAUAAAAUUUUGUGUAGAUUUAAAAAAAAAAA